UGUGGUUAGUACAUUUUUAGCCCUUAUUCGGAAUCGACGUUGUGAAUUUCUUCUUGUGCGCGGCCUGUGUAAAUAAACUAAGAAAACACUUAUAUGUGUGCAUAUUACAUAUAUGUAGUUACAUAUGUACAUAUGCUUCUCUUUUGGAUACAACGGAUGUGUGUGGGCAAUUUAAUUGCCUUGCUCGCCAUCUCAGCAUUUGGACAACAGUAGCUGAUAUAUCCGUAAAAUAUUUGUACCAAUGAUGAUUAUGUAUUAUUCAAUGGGCUGCAAUUAUUUUAAAUCUUCAAAGAGUUAAAGUGGAGAGACUAAUAAGUUAGUAAUUUUGCAAAAACACUAGUUGCAAUUGGAAAUCAAGUAUGUUCUCCGUUGUAUGUAUUUCCAAGAAUGGAUAAACAGAAAUACAAAUACAUAUAUGUACAUAUGUAAUCAAAAUCUUGUGUAUCGGCAAAAAUUACAAUGCGUUUAAAAAUCCUAUGGAGCAAUAAUUCUAGAGUUUGCGUCUAUACCUAGCUAUGUAUGCAUUAUAGCGCAUGUGUAAAAUAAGUGGCUUUAUGAAAUUUGUGUAACUUUGUUUCGACUGCAAAAUAAACAAAUAUCAAUUAAUUCAAGAUUUUCUAAAUUUGUAUCUUCAACUAAGAUGCCAAAAUAUGGGAUUAUAAUAAAAAAUUAUAGUGGAAAUUAAUGUAAACAUUAUAAAUUAAAAUUAAUUUAAAAAGUCCAUACAUGAAAGUUUGCAUAUAAAACGAUUAAUAUGAAAGCCCUAUGCAAAUAAUGUAACCAUAAUAAACUCAACUAUAAAUUCAAAAUGUUACCACAACUACUACCGGAAAAACGGGAAGAUAGCAAGACUGAAAAUUCAUUCACAAGAGGAAAUAUAACAGACGCCAGCAGCAAAUGGCGACUUUGGUGUCCAUUUCAUCUAUACACUGCGCUUAGCUGGCAAAGUUUGCGAACUUCUCGCCUUACGAAUCGCCGUAUUAUGCCCAAUGUAUAUUUGUUCAUUCUGCUGUUUAUGGUGUUACCCCCACCGAUACUGGCUCAGCAACAAAAGUUCAGAGUAACUCCUUACGAUCUACAAGUGUUAGAAGGAGCGGAAGCUAUGAUGCGCUGCGAAGUGUCUAAUAAAGCAGGCGCUGUGCAAUGGACUAAAGACGGGUUUGCACUAGGGUUCUCAGCUGUUAUUCCUGGGUUUCCACGUUAUUCGGUUUUGGGUGAUCGAAAUCAAGGUGUAUAUAAUCUACGAAUAUCGAAUGCGUCUAUUACUGACGAUGCGGAGUAUCAGUGCCAAGUGGGACCAGCACGUCUUCACUCAGCCAUACGAGCAAAUGCAAAGUUAACAGUCAUAGCACCACCUGGCUAUAUUGAAAUACAAGGCUAUACUCAGAAUUCGAAAGUAGAGGUAAGGGAAAAUCAAGAUUUAUCAUUGAGCUGUGUUGUUGGAAAUGCAAAGCCAGCCGCACAAAUCAUCUGGUUUCGUGGGAACGUGGAAUAUAAAGAAGGUCGCGUUGAUAAAAUUGAAGAGACUUCCUCAAAACGUUACACUACAAAGUCGACAUUAAAUAUAAAACCAAGUGCCGAUGAUGAUUUUAUGGAAUAUACCUGUCAAGCGAAGCAUAAGGCGUUGCCUCCGGAUAUGCCGCUGCGGUCGACCGUUCAGCUUUCCGUUCUCUAUCCACCAGGCCCUCCAUAUAUCGAGGGUUAUACUCAAGGCGAGAUUCUGCGAAGGGGUCAAACAGUAGAGUUGGUGUGUCGGAGUAGAGGCGGAAAUCCACCAGCGCAAUUAAUUUGGUAUAAAAAUGGUUCUCAAAUCCGAAUGGCUUACAGGACUGCCGGACGAUUGUCUGAAAAUAUCUACACCUUUACAGCAGAAGCGAGCGAUAAUAAUGCACGUUUUCGUUGCGAAGCCAGUAACGUAAUGUCACAGAAUCCUUUGAAAGCAGAAAUAGACAUAACUGUACUUUUUGCUCCGACACAUGUAUCUAUUGCGGGACCUACUGAAGCGCGUGUGGGAGACGUGGUAUCACUAACAUGUACAACUGCACCGUCCAAUCCACCAGCGGAAAUAAAAUGGAUGGUCGGCGGGCGUCAAAUUCGAAAUGCCACUUCAAAGACAAACGUCAGCUCUGAAGGUGGAUGGGUUACUGUUUCCAACAUAACUACAACUGUUGAAGCCAAUAAAAGAUCUCUUGUAGUAAUUUGUCAUGGACUCAACAUGCAGUUAACAGAGAACGUUGUCUCCACACAUACAGUAAAUAUUUUGUAUCCCCCUUCUUCUCCCAUAAUUUCUGGCUAUAUGGAAGGACAAAUUAUACCGGCCGGUUCUGUGCAAAAACUACUUUGUGUCUCUUCAGGCGGAAACCCUUUAGCUACCCUCACUUGGUACAAGAACGAUAAGAGAGUUAACUCCGUAAUACGCACAGCUGAUAAGUCUGUCUCUGCGGAAAUAACGAUUUUAGCGAAUGUAACUGAUAACCAAGCGCAAUAUCGCUGCGAGGCAUCCAAUAGUGCUACUGAGAUUCCCCUUUUCGAAAGCACUAUUUUAAGCGUUCAUUUUGCGCCAGAAAUUGUUAAAAUUCGCGUUGAACCUGAAGUUUUAAAACCUGGUAUGGAAGUUGCUAUAAUUUGUGAUUCGAGUUCAAGCAAUCCGCCAGCAAAACUCACUUGGUGGAAGGAUGGUAUUCCAAUCGAUGGCAUAAAUAAUUCGUCAAAACCAGGAUUAUGGGGAGGCACGGUCUCGACUCUGGAAUUCAAAGUGAACGUUUCUCAGGAAAUGAAUGGUGUGGUUUAUACAUGUCAGAGUGCCAACGAAGCACUACAACGCAGUGUACACGAAGCAGUUAACUUAAACAUAUUAUAUCCACCAGUGUUUCUACCCCCACCAUCGUCAACUGCUGUAGGAGUUGAAGGAGAAUCUUUACAAGUCUCCCUUAGCGCUACAGCUAAUCCAGUGACAGUUUUGUAUAGUUGGACAAAGGAUGGAUUACCAGUACCUUCAACUUCUGUUAGCAAUGGUCGUGCAGAGCAUCGUAUAUACGCAGACGGAGCUAAUCUUAACUUCACAAAACUGAAUCGAAAUGACGCUGGAAUUUAUGUAUGUGAAGCCAGUAAUUCAGAAGGCUCUGCAAAGCUCAAUAUUACUAUUGUAGUAGAAUAUGGUACUACCAUUAAAGCUAUAUCAGAAAAUAUUGUAGUAAAUCCUGGCGAAGAUGCGAUGCUAUCCUGUACAGUAGAAGGGAAACCAUUAACCGAGGAGCACAUUAAAUGGGAGAGAGUUGCUUAUGAUAUGACAGUGAAAACUACGACUUCGUUUGUGAAUAAUACUUCAUAUCUUCACAUAAAAGACGCACGCCGGGAGGAUGUUGGUAACUUUCGCUGUAUUGCAGAUAAUCGUGUUGCUAAUCCCACAAAUCGUGAUGUUCUUCUAAUUGUCAAAUUUCCACCCGAAAUCGAUAAAUCGCCAACAUUAUUACGUGCAGCAAGUGGGACUGGAGAACGUGGACGCUUGCCUUGUCGAGCCCAAGCUGCUCCAAAACCAAAAUUUACCUGGCGUCAGGAAGGAAAGGAUUUGCAAAUGAAUCGUACAUAUAAGUAUGAAGUUGAUGAAAAGAAAAUCGAUUCACUAACCUAUGAAUCUACGUUGAUAAUUGAAAAAGUCGCUCCAGCUGAUUAUGGAGCUUAUGAAUGUGUCGCAACGAAUGAACUAGGCCAAACUACGGAAUUAAUUCGAUUGGAUAUCACCUCACAGCCAGAUACGCCACUUAGUUUGAACAUAUUGAAUAUCACACAUGAUAGUGUUUCUUUAGCAUGGACACCGGGAUUUGACGGAGGAUUGAAAGCUUCCUACAGAGUUCGAUACAGAGAGGCGAACCGAGAACAAUACAAAUAUAUCGACAGCUUACCAAAUAGCCACAAGUUGACCAUCAGUGGUUUAAAAACCAACACACUGUACUUAUUUUCGGUGAUGGCAUUCAAUGAUUUGGGUAACAGUAAAUAUUUACCCGAUUUACAACGUGCGCAAACCAAAGAAGCUCCACCACCUUCGCAACCAGCCUCAUCGUUAGGAGGUCCACCGACGACUACCUCAACACCAUUGGGAGGAACUUCUGGUUUACUUCUUUUAGUAGGCGUCGUUUCAGGUGUCACGGUAGUUUUGUUAAAUGUUUUCAUUAUCGGAUGUUGCCUGCACAAACGAAACCAAAAACGACUUAAGCGAGGAUUGGAAAUAUCAACUGAAGAAUUAACUGAAGAUUCAAGUACUCCCAGUCUUGUUAUAUUGGGAAUAUCAAUGUCAGCGUUUGGAUUUUUGAUAGUCAAUGCUGCUUUAGUCGCUUGGUUCUUUGUUCACAAUCGACGCAAGAAAGCUGAAAAUGAUAACCAACCAGGCAAAACAGCAACAAUCGAAAUGUAUGCGCCAAGUUCCUAUAAUGAUACAGUUACCGGUGAAACCUUAUCAAGUGUUUCCGAAAAGAGUGAAUCAUACUCAAAUGAUGGCAGUCAAAUUGAAUAUACAGAUGAGGCACGAAAAAAGGCAGCUUCGACAUAUUUGGUAGAAAGCAGCGAUAUGCCACCUCCUCGUUAUCAGAAAGAUGGUACUAUGCCGAUAGUCUAUCCAACUAACAUAGUCAAUGCUCGAACAUUACCACAUCCCCGGCACCACAGUAAUGUCACAAAUAUAUUAGAUCACCGAGCACACGAUGAUCAAAUCCUCAUAAACAAAGGCGUGUACAUUCCGUCCCCUUCGCCAGCGCCGCCACCUGAUGGUUCAUAUUAUAAUAUGAAUAGUGACAGAUAUCUUUCAUAUCCGCCUAUGGAUUAUCCUCCUCAACUAGAUUUUGCAUCGCCUUCAUUACCAAUGGCACAUCUUCAACCGAUUACGCAGGCAUCUAUAAUAAGUGGUAAUGCAAUGAUUGGCAGUGGAAGCGGUACCCUUCGCAGAGGCAUUAUGCGUGGAGUUAUGGGCAUGCCGCCUCCCGAUGUUACUCAACUAACGAAUACUAGUUUGACUGGUGCUAGCAACAUCCAAUUGCUUCACGAACUGCAUCCAAUAAAUAUUUCAAAUAAUUCAUGCUCCACACAAACCACAAGCAUUACAGGUAACGGGAGUAUGAUGUCAACGAUUCCAAGCAGCACCUCCAAACAGCCUCAAAGUAUACUUAAGGAUCCAAAUAGGUCUAAACCACAGCAACAGCUAUUAAGUGCGAAUCUAGUUGGUGUGGGUGUACCCACUGCUUCAGGUAGUCUUCAAAUUCUCAAUAUUCCCACAUCUGCUGGUAUUAGUGGUAAUCUUUUGAUGACCGCAAGCGGGACAUAUGAUCCGGCAAACCUUAGUACUUUCAAUGCUGCUACUGGUACAACAUUGGCAUACACCGAUGCCGAUGGGCAUUUAGUAUAGCUGUAGGAGCGCACGGGAUUACCGAAGGAAAAUACGCUAGCCGUAAUUGAUGACCCUUCGGCUCCCUCUGUUGUCAGGUCCAAAACUACAUGUUACUGACAAAGAAAUACUCGUACAAUUGCAUAGGUCAAAGUGAGAAAAUAUUGCAGAAAAUAGAAUAAUUAGGCAAGAGAAAAAGAUACUGAGUUUAACAAUAAGAUUAGAUUUAAGUUCAUUUAAUACAAAUAGCCUAAAUUAGUACUUACCAACGUAAAAGACCUGAUGCUGGAAAGGUUGAAUUAAAAUAAUCAUAAGUAUAUAACAAGUACCCAACCAAAUAUCAUCACCAUUGUUUAAACUUCCCGAUAGCCAUAAACAAUUACGUGCAGACACCAUAGAAAAUUGUAAGAUUUGCUAAAGGGACUCACUUAUGAAUUAGCAUCCGUUUAGUUCUAGAGAGAAUAGCAUUACGUAUACAGAAUUUAUAAUCGCCCUUUAUACUCUCACAACACGUUACAACGAGUGUAAAAGAUUUGAUUACUAAACGGUUAUCUGUAAUUAAUCGAGAGAGAGUCGAUUUAAAUUCAGGACGUCCGUCUAUCCGUGCAAUCGAUAACUUGAGUGAAAAUGGAGAAAAUUGCAGAUUAGCAAAAUCGGAGCACUGUCAGCCCACAAAGUGCCUUUAAACGAUAUAAUAUAAAGUUCUGUAAUUAAGUUAUAAAUGAAGCUAUAUACCAGGUUGUUAAAUAAUUUUGUCGUUUGAUAAGAAAAACACAAUUUUAAUAUUCAAAAUACACCUUAUUAUUCAGUAUAAUUUCCCUAAACAUUAAUACACUUGCUUCGAUGAUCCUCCAAUCUGUGGUUCCCGGAAGGUCUGCAAAAUACGCUUCAACAGCCGUUAUGACAUUCAUUUGAUGAAAAACGCUUGCCACGUAUACAUUUUUUGAGUUCUGGAAAGAAAUGGAAGUCGCUGGGGGCCAAAUCUGGUGAAUACGGAAUUCGAACUUUAAUUCAUGAAAUUUAGCCAUUGUCAAAAUGCUCUUGUGACACGGUGCGUUGUUCUGGAGGUUUUUUCUUUCGAAAAUCGGGUCUUUUUCAUGAUUUUUUUCCUUCAACUGGUCCAAAAGGUUGCAAUAAUAUUCAGAAUUAAUUGUUUUACCAGUUUGUAAGUAAUCCACACAUGAGAUGUGUAGAGCCUCUACUAAAUCUCUCUCAGUCGAUCGAUGAUCUUCCAAAAUCAUAUCCUGUAUUUCGGCUAUGAUUGCCGGUGUUGAUGCGGUUUUUGGACGUCCUUCACGUGGAUCGUCUUCAAGGCUUGUCACGUUUAAAUUCAGCAAUCCAUCUUUCUACUGUUCUAAUUGUAGGUGAACAAUCAUUAUACACUUUUAAUAUUCGUUCGUGAAUUUAUUUUCGUGCUACACCUUCCAAAUUUUAUCCAUUGCAAAAAAAAUACGGUAACACGGUGCCACUAAAUGGCUUGCAAACAAAGAAUGAAUUGACAGAUGAAAAUGAAAAGUGUACCAACAAAACAAAACAAAUUGUGGCCUAGUAGCAAUGCUCUCUCUUAUCGAACGAUAAAUUUAUUGAACAACCUGGUACAUAUUUUGAAAACCACUAAAAUGCGUUAGUUCGCUAAAGAAAAAAUUCAAAAGCUGUACAUCUUGCAGUUGGGAUGGUAUGGAAAGGAUGCAUCUAAAUUAGCAUACAAAGUAGACAGUAGGUGUGGCACCACCUUCUUUUUUUUCCCCAGCAACUACUCAACCAAAUUUUAAUCAAAUUGGAUACCAUUACCUUUGCACAUUCCGUUACAGUUAAAAAAUGAACAAAAUCAGAACUAGGGUUACUUCCUAUAUAACACAAUUUUAAGUUCUAUCUUUUUCUCUUACUGUACAAUAAAUAAAUCAACCACCAAUGAAGAUAUUGAAAUCAAACUUUGUACAAUUAGUGUUUUUCAGGGUUGGUAUCUAUUAGAGUAUGCAGAAAAUAAAUUCAAAAUUUGUACGUCAUUUUUCUACUGCAAUUGAUGAGGUUCGAAGCGUAUACAUACAUACAUAUAUAAAUCAAGUACCUCUUUCUUUAUAAAAGCUACUAAACAUUUUUAACACAUUCCGUCCGUCUAAAAAUCAAACUAGCAUGCCGAAUACGAGUACAUACGUUGACGUAAUUAUUUUUAUGUCAAAAUUAAAUGCAAUUUCGAGCUCUGUUCAAUAUUUCAUUGAUAUUAGGCGGACACCUUUUCUUAACCAAUCAAAUGUAGAUUGGCGAUGUGAUUGAAAUCGGUCUAGGGGCAAAAGCCUGUUAUACCUAUUCCCGUCCCUCUUUGCCUCCAAAUGUAGUCAAUUUCGUUCCUUUGCUUGAGUUUAUGUCUCAGUGGAAGAGUUUUAACAAAAUGUUAGGAUAAGUCAAAAAAGCGAAUAUUGAUAAACAUAGAAGUGCUCUUCAAGUAUGAGCUCUUAAUUAUUACGGGAAUGUCCUCCGCCUAAUGGUUUUCUAUUAUUUAUUACUAAUGGUUUUCUAUUACUUAUUACUAGCGAAGUUUAAAAAGCCGACUCAUCAAAAUACCGAUAAAAUUUAAAUAAGCAGCUAAAUCAAAAUGUCGGUUGUCAGAAUUCUAAAUUUCAAGAUUUUGAUUGUCGGCAUUACGUUAUACACCCGUUUACUAUACAUAAGUAUCUCAGAAAUUAUUUUCUUUAACCGAAAUUAAGUAGAAAAUUUUUCUUCAAAAUAUUUAGCGUUGAAUAUGACUUAAAUUGGGUAGACCGGGGUUACUAAUAUAAAAAUUUCCAACACCUUAAAUUAUUCCCCGAUCGGUUCUUCCUUACUUGUUUGUAUCGUUAUAUGAGCUAAUGUGUAUGAAUUUGUGUACAUUAAAACUGUACAAUUAUUCGGUUGAAGUAAUCCUAACAGAGAAUAAAAUAAGAAAACGAAUUGUUGUACAGGUAUCCCUCGAAUAGCACGGUACUUGAGUUGCACGAAAUCUCGAAUAGCACGGUUAAAAAUUGCGACAACCCUCGAAUAACACGGGGUUCGAAUUACACGAAGCCGCGAAAAUUCCUUUUAAAAAUUGAAAUUUAAGGAUCCUCUACCUCUUCAAGGAAAAACAAAUCAAUCUUUGGAGAGUGACAGUGGUUGAACAUAUGUAAUUUAAAAAUUAUUGCGUUUAUAAAGUUUUACCUUUUAAAUUUCAAAUAACACGAUUUCGAAUAACACGGAACCAAUUAACCGUGUUAUUCGAGGGAUACCUGUAUUAUGUACAAGUGAAUUUGACGGAGAAGUUGCGAGUCACAUAAAGGUAUGUUCACCCAAAUGCGUGUACUUAGGAAUAUAUGAUGAUGUAGACAUAAUAAGCGGAUUUCAAGCUUUCAAGGGGCCUGAAAACUCUAAACAUGCAUAUGUAUGUGCAAAUAAUACUGAAAAAAAAAACUUUUUU
Bactrocera dorsalis (oriental fruit fly) is the source of this 8804-nucleotide messenger RNA. It is a transcript of the gene sns, whose product is annotated as nephrin. Gene Ontology annotation, cellular component: cell-cell junction. The coding region runs from base 809 to 5395 and encodes 1528 amino acids. Gene Ontology annotation, molecular function: cell adhesion molecule binding. Lineage: Eukaryota; Metazoa; Arthropoda; Insecta; Diptera; Tephritidae. The record is from RefSeq and is a predicted model, not a curated record. Gene Ontology annotation, biological process: cell-cell adhesion. The transcript is spliced from 23 exons.